Molecule: messenger RNA, 1936 nt
Organism: Folsomia candida
Lineage: Eukaryota; Metazoa; Arthropoda; Collembola; Entomobryomorpha; Isotomidae
Product: esterase E4
Exons: 10
Coding region: 63-1865 (600 amino acids)
Source: RefSeq, a predicted model, not a curated record
GUGUGGAUACGUGGUCAUGAAAAGUUCUCGAGGGCUUUGGUCCUUGAAAUUGGGGUACAUAAAUGAUUGACAGUAAAAAAGGUGAUCAUUUUAUCGCAAGUAGUUCUCUGGCUGCGAAAAUGAAUCGCUCCAUGGUUUCAGGUUUUGUGGCAAUUUUGUGUUUAAUAAAAUGCAUACUUGGUGAUGAGAGUGUUCCUUAUCCCGAAGUGGAAAUAGAAUCGGGUCGUUUGGUGGGUGUAUACGGAGAAAAUCGGAAGGGAGAGAGAUACGCCGAAUUUCUUGGGGUUCCGUACGGCCACGUGGAAAAACGGUUUGAUAUUUCUACCCCUCCCAAAGCUUGGACUGGAGUAAAGAACGCGACCGAUUCUGGUCCCGGGUGUUACCGAUAUGGUCUCGUCAUCCCAGGAGUUACCGGAACAGAGGAUUGUUUAACGUUGAAUAUUUACACUCCGAAAAUAAAGAAACUUAAUGGGACUAAUGACCUUCUUCCUGUCAUGGUCUGGUUGACUGGGGGCGGUUUCAUUGACGGUUCGGGAGGAUUUUAUGGCGGGAAAUAUUUUAUGGAACAGUCAAUUGUCCUUGUCACGAUAAAUUAUCGAUUAGGUGCUUUCGGAUUUUUGAACGCCGGAGUAAAAUCUGCACGUGGAAACCAAGCUUUAAAAGAUAUCGUCCUAUCAUUGAAAUGGAUACAGAAAAAUAUCGAGGCCUUUUCCGGUGACAAAAAUAGGGUCACCAUAUUUGGCGAAAGUGCUGGUGGUGCGGCCGUUUCACUUUUGACGGGGUCUCCCAUGGCGAAAGGACUAUUUCAUGGCGCCAUACUUCAAAGUGGGACGGCCACGUGUCCCUACGUCAUGCGGGCAGGUGAUGGGAUCAAAGAUGCCAAAAAACUUGCCGCCGCGGUCGAUUGUCCCUCCAGUAAUGCGGAAUAUUUGGUUGAAUGUUUGCGAAGAAUUAAACCCGAAACACUCGCCGUGAUGUCGGUUUUCGUUAAUGAGUUUGGAAUGGACUCCAGCGCGAUUCACAUGGGUCCGACCAUCGAAACCUAUCCAGGUGACGCAGAUAAUUCAUUUUUAAGUGAGCAUCCCUGGACCCUCCUGGAAAAGGGGGACUUCAACAAGGUUCCCAUUAUCAUAGGAUUUGUCGCUAAGGAAACUUAUGGGCUUGCAAAAGCAAUGGUUGCAACUAGUGCAAAACUGAAAAAACUUAAUUCGCAAUUUGGUCGCAUCGCGCCGUCCGCCCUGCUCUAUCAUGACACCGCGGAAGACCCCUCCAUCGUAACGGAACGAAUUCGACAGUACUACUUUAACGGUUCGGAACUCACUCCGAGCAGUGGAGACGAUUUGGAACGGCUAAUCUCUGACAGAUCGAUAAUACACUGUACACGAAAAGUUGCUGCCGCCUAUGCAAAUUUCACGACCGUGUACGCCUUCAACUAUACGAAAACUGAACCCCUAAGUGCGGGAACGUUGGGCUUGGCGGCUACAAAGUCGGAAGAUGAAAAUUUGUCACCAAAAUUGACCGGGGACAGACCUCCUGGACACGGGGACGAGCUUCAGUACCUCUUCGAACCGAGACCACCACUGGACACGUUUUUCCAAAAGAUUACCAAGGACAGUAAAGUUUUUGAGUUUUCCAAAAAUUUCAUCUCACUUUGGACCUCAUUCGCCCGUGAUGGGAAACCUGGAAAAUUGUGGGAUGUCAAGGAAACCGAGUGGACCCCACUAAAACCUAACAUGCGACAAGAAUACUUGCAAAUUAACGAGGACCCAGAAAUGCUCGAUGUUGAUCAAGUUUUUGAAAAUAGCUGGAAAUUUUGGGAUAGUCUUCCCCUCAAGGAGCAUGGCAAAAAAUGGGCAGUAGAAUGAUUGACACAAUUUGCAACUGCAUAAUGGUUGAGAAUGCGAAUAAUAAAUGAAACAAGUUAUUGAAAAUAGUA